Molecule: messenger RNA, 1188 nt
Organism: Dothidotthia symphoricarpi CBS 119687
Lineage: Eukaryota; Fungi; Ascomycota; Dothideomycetes; Pleosporales; Dothidotthiaceae
Exons: 4
Coding region: 1-1056 (351 amino acids)
Biological process (GO): protein polyubiquitination; positive regulation of proteasomal ubiquitin-dependent protein catabolic process; ubiquitin-dependent protein catabolic process
Cellular component (GO): cytoplasm; ubiquitin ligase complex
Molecular function (GO): ubiquitin protein ligase activity; zinc ion binding; ubiquitin conjugating enzyme binding
Source: RefSeq, a predicted model, not a curated record
AUGGACUUCGAUCCACUAAGUAGCCCCUUCACUGAUCUCAACAGAUGGUUAGAUUCAAAGUCGGACACAGAAGAAGCUGCAAAAUACUCACAGAGGAGAACUGGCCGAUUCUGGAAGAACUGCAAGAUAUGCCGGGACAAAGUGACGGCGACGAGGCGCAGAACAAGGAUACUACAUGCCGAUGAUCCACAGGGUGUUAACAAGAAACGCAAAAUCUCGAAAACAAAUGCAAAUACCGAUCAGGCAGAGCAAGAGCCAGAUACUAGCGAACGGGAGUGUUCAGUAUGCGCUGAAUUGCAUCCGACGCGAGACUUUCCUAGCCUCUCGGCUUGUACACAUGAACCAGAAGUGUGUCAAGACUGCUUUCUAGAAUGGUUGGAGCUACAGAUCGACAGCACAACUUGGGAGAGUAUUCAGUGUCCAUCGAGCGAUUGUAGCAACCAGAUCACUCACGAAGAUGUCUUGAAGUAUACACCAGAGAACGUGUUCGCCCGAUUUGAUGAGCUCUCCAUGCGAAGUGUCCUCAGCAACGACCCCAACUUUCGUUACUGCAUCGCCGAAGGGUGUACGUCCGGACAAAUCCACGAUACUGGUGCCGAAGGGUACAUCUUUCGUUGCGGCGCGUGUGGUUUCCGUAUCUGCACUGUCCAUGACAUGCCCUUCCACUCUGACGAAACUUGCACGCAAUACGACGCGCGAAUGGCGAAGGAAGAAGAAGAACGACGUGCCAAACAACAGCAACUGGAGAAAGAGGAAGAAGCCCGCCGUCUACAAGAAGAAGCAAGCGUCGCGGAAGUCGGCCGAUGCGCAGUGGUGUGUCCAGGAUGCAAAGCUCCGAUUCAGAAAACUGCAGGUUGCGAUCAUAUGACGUGUCGUCGACUGGGAUGUAAUUUCCAAUUUUGCUAUGUGUGUCGCGCCCCGUACACGGGCGACAGUGGCAUCAACGCGGUUGGCAACGGAGCUCAUGCUUCGGACUGCAGACAUCAUCCGGCGCGCCUUCCGGUCUAUCAACCUACAUCAUUAAGAGAUCUGAUGAUUCUAAGGCAAGGGUUUUGAGAUACUCAGGACAAGCAAGUAGAUGAACGAUUGUGUGUGGUAUUCUUCUACUGAUGGAUGGAACAAUACUCAUCUUGGUUUUGGUAUGAUUGCGGAUUACACAUUGGUUUGGUGUGUCUCAUGCUUUGCGUC